This is a messenger RNA of Hypoxylon fragiforme, 4778 nucleotides long. RefSeq names its product DUF1709-domain-containing protein. The record is from RefSeq and is a predicted model, not a curated record. NCBI's taxonomy places the organism in Eukaryota, Fungi, Ascomycota, Sordariomycetes, Xylariales, Hypoxylaceae. Bases 157 to 4425 code for a protein of 1422 amino acids. Gene Ontology annotation, molecular function: GTP binding. The transcript has 6 exons.
UCUACGUCGCAUACUACAAACAACACAACGGCAUUGCGCUUCGCAUCACGCCAACGCCGCGAGCGUACUCAUUUUCUCUGUAUUCUUCAAUCCCCCCUCUGGGUGACAUGAAUUGGCCAUAAUUGAACCCCAAUCUGCAAGUCCUUAUCUGCCAACAUGGCUUCUGAUGAGCAACCAGUAACGCAACCUUUGCGCAUUUCUAAGAACAACACACCCAUCACAUCGCCAAUUAAGAGUAGCAUUCCUCGUCCGCUAUCUGAAAUAUCAGCCACAGAACAGCGACGCAAUUCCCCAAGCUGGACCGGAUCUCCAAAGAAAAUGGGUCUCAACACCGACUCAUCGCCAUUCCAAUCAUCCCCCUUGGACAGCACCAGUUCCCCUCGUCUUUUCUGGCAGAAUCGCAAUGCUAAUGGCAGGCCGGAAAACGAUCUCUAUGCUGGUCGCAAUGGAUCUCCUUCGCCAAAUAGGCGCUCUUCUAUUGAGCGCCUGCAAAAGGCAUCUCGCGUAAAGAACAGCACCAUGUUUGCCCGGGAGCAAAAGCUAGAGUAUGACCCGACACGUAUACCAACAAUUGAGCGCCCUCUCGCUAAAGUCCAGGGCAAUGCGUUCACUGGCAGCGGUGUCCCUGGCCUUCGACCAAGCCAUAUUCGUUCCGAAAGUCAAAACAGUGUCCAGAAUAGUGGUUCCUACAGCCCUACCAAGGGUAGCUCUCGGCCAAUGCCGGGCGUUACUAGCCCAGGAUCCCCAAGCAAAGAACAAUUCUCUCCCAUGAAGUCAUCCUUAUCCUCAGCUCGGUUCAAGAGCAGUCAAGAUUCCCAGACUGACGAUGUCUUCUCUGACCCGGCGUCCGAAACCCACGAGCUUCCAAGCGGUAAAUCACUCCACCGGCAUGCUAAAUCUGUCACCUUUGAUGCUGCACCACCUCAAAUCAAUGAAUAUGAGAUGGCAACUCCCGACCUGUCCUCGAUUGGAACCAACUCUCGAGAAGGCAGCUUUGAAGACGACGAGGAUGAAGACUAUAUCUAUGGCCAUUAUCCUGGAGAAGAUGGUGAAGUGCAAGACGAUAGUUUCGACGCCACUCUGGAAGACACGGAUAAGACCCCUGUCGUUGGUCCUGAUGAUUGGCGUCAGGACAGAGAUGCGCGCUACGACAGCAGCCCUAUGCCUGAAGGCACUUUAGCACAAGCAUCCUCACCACAGUCACAGCAUUGUCGAACGGACUCGUCUGCUUCUAGCAGCGACCAUCGACCGCUCCCCCCUCUUCCAGGAAUGGGCCACGCGCGAUCUCAAUCAGCGUCUUCUUCUAACGGACUCUCUGCCACAGCAGAGCGUAUGCUUGGCUCUCCCCGAAGUCUCCCCUCGCCGCCACCAGCUUCGGUAAGCAAGUCCGAGCUACACAACAUCGGCAAUGGCAGCAUGUCUUUGGAGGAGCGGCUAAAGCUCAUGAUGCUCGAUGAGACUAGCCCCAAAUCUGAUGCCAGCUCGAAGACCUUCGCGGAACAACAACGAGAGCGUCGAAUGCGACGAGCCGGAGCUCGUGAAAGAGUUACGAGUCCUACCCCUGACCAUGAAAGGCACGAAGAGCUUGAUGGUGUAACUAGUGAGGAAGAUGACACACUGGGUGAUCUAUCCGGACUUGACAUGGAUUACCAACUUCCAAGCAUCUCUCGCCAAUCCAUCCUUCGACGUGUUAAUGGCAAUAAGACGAUGGAGCGGGAGUCUGAUUUUACUUUCAACUCGCCGGGUCCAGACUCGAGUCUUGCUCACGCAGCUCCUUACGACCCCGAUGUCCCUAUUGCUAGCAUCGAAGACUCUGUUCUUGAUGAUAUCACAGAGCAAAUGGAGGAUAGCGUAGUAAUUCAUGAGACUGAGGAUGACAAAGACGAUGUAUACGAUCUAUACCAACGAUCUGAGGACGGUGAAGACGGCGAUGAUGGCUCGGAUGGAGAUGAUGUAUCACAGAAGGAUGAGCAUGAUGAGCAUGAUGAGCAUGAUGAGCACGACGAUGAUACGGACAGCCAAAGCCAUUACUCAGAUGAGAUGCACAAGCCGCAGCCUGCAGCCGGCCAAUCUGUGGAAGAUCAAGUGACAACUCCUCGAGCAGUUAGCCCCGUGUCUGAAGGCGGCAUCACGAAUUUCAGUGCGACGCUACCGCAGAUAAAUAAUCCGUAUAAGGAUGCGGAAUUUACGCGCAGCUUGCAGUCGCACAUGCUACCAAGGCCCAAGGACGCGGGUGCCCUUACUUAUUCAGAGAUUCGUAAGACGUCUGACCCACAAGUCCAUCUGCAACGGCCCGCCACCCCACCAAAGUUGUUUUCAAAGCCUGAGUAUGAUGGCUCCGGUUGGGGCGAGCCCGAAGACGAAGAUGAGGAGGAAGAAGAACCCGGCACUCCUGAAUCCGUUAUUCAUCAUCCUGUCCCCGAUGACGAAGAGGACGAAACAGAGGACGAUGUAUCAGAGGAAGAAGAAGAUGAAGAAGAAGAAGAGCUAGAGGAGGGAAUAUCCUUAUCUGAGGAUGAUCUUGAGGAUUUUCUCAUUGAAUCCCCGGCAAUUCCAGAGCGAGAAGCAACCAUUAAGUCCACCUCCGGAUCUAAGCUCAAGACUCGCCCUUCCGCAACUCCUUCUGAUAUUAUGGCCAUGCGCGAAGCCCGUAGACAAGUAAGCCGCGAGAUAGCGCCAAUAGUCCCCCCCAUUCCAGAGCGACAUCGUAGCCGGCUCUCUCAUGACCUAGCACCUGGCCAUCUUGAGGUCCCUACUGGUGACGAUUUCCUCGAACGUCAUCCCAGCUUCAAAGAGCGGAGCCUAACUCUGGACCUCGAUUUGGGACUUAGCCUCGAUCAGGAUUUCGAGAGGGUUAUCGAGGCACAAAAGCGCGGUUACCUGAUGCGCCAAAAUACAAAGCUUGUGACUGCCAGUGACAAAGAAACUGACGAAACACGACCCGGAACCCGAUCAGCAGGUAACUCACCAAUUAAGCAGCAGAGGCCACAGUCGUGGACUGUUGAGCCUUGGAACGGUAAGCACAGAAAGAGUAUCAAGAAGCGACACGGCCCGAGCAUUGGUGGUCAGGUGCCACCUUUGCCUGGCCGAGAGAGCAACGCAACCGGAAUGAACUCGCUGCCCGAAGAAGAGGCUCCUGAGCUGGCCACUGAAGAAUGUGGUGAGAGAGGAAGACUGUUUGUGAAGGUGAUGGGUGUGAAAGAUCUUGACCUUCCCCUACCCAAGAAUGAACGAACAUGGUUCAGCCUUACCCUGGACAAUGGUGUACACUGUGUCACCACAUCUUGGCUCGAGUUGGCUCGCAAUGCACCGAUUGGCCAGGAGUUUGAGCUUGUUGUCCCUAAUGAACUUGAAUUUCAACUUACCCUCAACGUAAAGCUGGAACGACCCGCCCCUCAGGAUGUCCCACUCUCACCCACCAAAGUAUCAAAGCCUAAGUCUUCGGCCUUUUCUCGCGUCUUUGCAAGUCCCAAGAAGCGAAAGGAAAUGGAGGCUCGCCAGCGUGCGGAGGAGCAAGCGUAUGCUCAAGCUCAGCGAGAUGCUGCUGCUAAACAGAGAAGUGUUGUGCCUACUGCUUGGGAUCUACUCUCCCCACUCGCAGCUGAUGAUGGUACCUUCGCGCGCUCCUAUGUCUGCCUUAAGGAGCAUGAGUCGCGUUGCUAUGGUCGUCCUUACAUGGUUGAGAUUGCUGCCUUCAAUGAGUGGGCUACCGAAGAAGCUGCCUUUGCCAGUAGCGUCAAGAGCAAGCGUGCUGGAGUUCCCAGCAACUCAGUCGUUCGUCGAGCACCUUACAAGAUCGGCAAACUCGAAGUACAGCUACUCUUCGUGCCACGACCCAAGGGCUCCUUGGAUGACGAAAUGCCUAAGAGCAUGAACAACUGUAUCCGAGAACUCAAGGCUGCUGAGGAGAGACUGAGCAGAAACUGGGAAGGCCACUUGAGUCAACAAGGCGGUGACUGCCCUUACUGGCGUCGUCGUUACUUCAAGCUUGUUGGCACCAAGCUUACUGCCUAUCACGAGACCACACGUCAACCUCGUGCGACAAUCAACCUCUCUAAUGCCAAGCGUCUCAUUGAUGACCGUCGACAACUAGUUGACCCUGAGACUACCGGUCGCGGUGGCAAGAGACGUCGUUCUGCAUUCGCAGAAGAGGAAGAGGGCUACAUGUUUGUCGAAGAAGGCUUCCGUAUCCGCUUCAACAAUGGCGAGAUUAUUGACUUUUAUGCCGAUACCCGCGAAGACAAGCACGGUUGGAUGGAUGUCUUGGGUGAUGUCAUCGGCCGAGUUGGCGAGGAAGAGGACAGUGGAAAUGCCCCUACUGGUCGUCGCAAGUGGUGUGAACUUGUCCUCAAGAGGGAAGAGAUGCUUCGCAAGCGUGCUGACAGUAGACGAGUUCAUUCAAGGACUAAGAGCAUGAUUGUCUAAACGUCUGACCUGGCCGCGGCAAGUGUUCACCAUUGUUAUCUGGCCACAGAAAAUGAGAAAACGAAAAUCAUGCCCGAUAUGAUAAUGCACAUGUUGAUCUGCGUAUGACUUGAUGAUCAGCAUUACGGCACGGCUACACUUUCGCUUUUCCACCCUGCCAUCCAAUUCUUCACAAGGUUUGUUCAUUCAGAAGCCUGCAUUGGCUGUCUUGAAUGGACUAUUGCUGCACCACCGUUUGCUGGUCAGCCAUUACACGCAACACACCCCUCUUUCCCCUGUUUAUGGAGGUGUUGGCUUUGCCUCAGAAAAGCUCUUUCAUUGUACAUUUCUAAUUAAUCACUGUCUCCCCCCCU